AUGCUGGACUGGAAGAAGGACGAGCGGCUGCGAGGUCUUGAGACCCGAGCGGCGACGCCGUUCCAGGACUGGGAGCUGAACGAUCUGUCCUACCACUGGACAAUGCCCUGCACCCGUGUCCUGAAUGCCCGGCCGAUACCCUGUGGGGUGCUCCAGAGGGGGAGGUACACGGGAUACGCGACGGAGAUGGGGGUGGACUGCCCGGCCGUCUGCGAUUCGGGGUUCACGCUGGAGUUUGUCACGGAGCAGAUCGAGGUAGAGUACUGGGAGCCCGGGACGCAGCCGGGAUCGGUCACUAAGGGUUUCUUCCAGUUUAACCGCUCCCACUGCAGGCCCUGUGUGGAUUCCGGGGUGCAGAUCGUGAAUGGAUCCUUCAAUGAUGGUGUGUUCUCCCAGGAUUGCGUCUUCACCUGCAAUACCGGCUUCGUCCCUGUGUUCAGCUCGGAUUACCUCUGCCCGACGGGGGUGGUGCAUGUCCCCCCGUACCAAUGCCACUUCUGCCCGCUGAUCCAGUGCCAGGCCGGCGAGUUCCAGGUGGAUUGCCCUCCCGACGCCUACUGUGUCCCCUGCCCCGCCAUCCCAAACGGUUCCCACAUGGAGUACUACCUCCCCGGCGGAUACCAAGACCCUGCAUCGUGCCCAAAGCGAUGCAUGCCCCAGUAUUGGAGGCCCGACGCCGCCUCGAACUGCACCGCCUGCACCACGGAGGUUGCGCUGGCCUGCAACUACACCGUAGAGUUCAUGAGGCCAUGCGAAGAGUUCAGGGAUGCGGCGUGCGUGGCCUGCAGCGAUAGUUGCGAUCCUGGCUUCUACCUGUCCGCCAAUUGCAGCCGGUACAGCAAUAUCGCUUGCGAGCCGUGCGCAUCCGCCGUGCCGCUGAAUUCGAGGUAUAUACGGGGGUGCACCUAUGAAUGCCUCCCAGAUUAUGUCCCACAUAACGCUUCUUAUUGCGGGUAUUGCGAUCCGUAUCGCCUGUGUGGCGUGGGUUACUAUGUGGAUGAUUGCAAUCUGGCGAACGCGUUCACCGGCUGCUCUCCGUGCAAGAAUGGACUCGCUGUAAACACCACCGUGGUGUACCUCACGGCGGGCGACGCCUACAGCCCCUACUCGUGCUCCUGGAAAUGCCCGGAUGGCAUGGUGCUGGGGAGGAACGCGAGCGGGGCGGUGGAUUGUGUGAUCCUCCCGCCUGCAGUGGCGGCCACGAAGGAGCAGCUCUCGACCCCUCCCCCCUAUUGCUCCCCCGGGACCUACAGGGCCUCGACGCUGGAGUGCCUGCCCUGCCAGGUGAACAUUCCCAACGAGUUUGCGAUCUUCACGGAUGCCUGCCGCUGGGUGUGUGUGGGAGGGAGGAUCGCCGUGCUGGACCCUGUUCAGGGGAGGCUGACCUGCAUGGCCUAUGAGGAUUACAUCUCGAUCAUGCAGAACACGAGGAGGGUGUUGAUCCAGAACCCACUCAACGAUACCUACCAGGAUCACACCUUAGGGAAUGGGGAGAGGGACCUGCUGUACGUGUCGCUGGCCUUUGUCACCGUGGUGGUAGUCGUAGGAACCCUGAAUUAUUUCUGUGGCGCCUUGAGAUAA
This is a messenger RNA of Guillardia theta CCMP2712, 1581 nucleotides long. RefSeq lists its product as hypothetical. NCBI's taxonomy places the organism in Eukaryota, Cryptophyceae, Pyrenomonadales, Geminigeraceae. The coding region runs from base 1 to 1581 and encodes 526 amino acids. The record is from RefSeq and is a predicted model, not a curated record. The transcript is spliced from 2 exons.